AUGUCAAUGCUCCAAACCGACGAUCAAAUCAAACAACUAAACGACAUAUUCAAGCGCUUCGACAUGGACUCCGACGGCAGCCUAACGCAUCUCGAGCUCGCCGCGCUCCUCCGCUCGCUCGGCAUCAGACCAACCGGAGACGAACUCCACGCCUUACUCAACAACAUGGACAACAACAACAACGGUUACAUCGAAUUCGACGAGCUUGUUAACGCCAUCAUGCCCGACAUGAACGAGGAUGUCUUAAUCAAUCAAGAACAGCUUCUAGAGGUUUUUCGCUCAUUCGACCGCGACGGCAACGGCUUCAUCACGGCGGCGGAACUCGCCGGAUCCAUGGCAAAGAUGGGACAUCCUUUAACAUACCAUGAACUUGCAAACAUGAUGGCUGAAGCUGAUAGCAAUGGGGAUGGUGUUAUUAGUUUCAAUGAAUUUGCUACUAUAAUGGCUAAAUCUGCUGCGGAUUUUCUUGGUGUUAAGGUGCAAUAG
Molecule: messenger RNA, 486 nt
Organism: Lathyrus sativus (Indian pea)
Lineage: Eukaryota; Viridiplantae; Streptophyta; Magnoliopsida; Fabales; Fabaceae
Source: the annotation of a GenBank genome assembly